Molecule: messenger RNA, 1353 nt
Organism: Striga asiatica
Lineage: Eukaryota; Viridiplantae; Streptophyta; Magnoliopsida; Lamiales; Orobanchaceae
Source: the annotation of a GenBank genome assembly
ACGUCGCAUUUUCUGCGCCAUCCUUCACAAUUCAUUUUGUUUUCACAUUUUUCGAAUCCUUUUCUCAGUUCCAUCUCUUUCAUGUCCUCCCUCACGCUCCGCAUUCUGGUAAACAAGAAUCUCAUUAGACCCAUAAUUACAAGUUUCUCUUCGGUCCUGACGAAAACCCACGUCGAUUCACCAAUCGUCGAGCCGAGUCAUUCGCGUUUCGAGCUCGUUAAGGCUAGGUUUCUGUCAUCUUCAUCCUGUAUUUGUCGGAGAAAUUCUCUGUCUUGGAGCUUGAGAGCAGAUCGUACGAUGGCCAGCCAAUCAGCCCCGCCUCAAUCUGUGCAUGAUUUCACCGUUAAGGAUGCUAAGGGGAAUGACGUUGAUUUGAGCAUAUACAAGGGAAAAGUCCUUUUAAUUGUCAAUGUCGCAUCACAGUGUUGUUUAGUGUUUUCUGCAAACAUGGCAUUGCCAAUAUUGGCUGCAUUUGAUGAGCUGUCUCCUAAACCUGAAAAAAAUAAUUGUAUUCUUUCUAUUUGCCACAGUGGCUUGACAAAUUCAAAUUACACUGAGUUGACCAAGUUAUACGAGAAGUACAAGGAUCAAGGUUUGGAGAUUUUGGCAUUUCCAUGCAACCAGUUUGGAUCACAAGAGCCCGGCACCAAUGAACAAAUCCAGGAGUUUGCUUGCACUCGCUUCAAAGCCGAGUAUCCCAUAUUCGAUAAAAUUGAUGUAAACGGUUCAAAUGCUGCUCCACUGUACAAAUACCUGAAAUCAGGCAAAGGUGGGCUUUUUGGGGACGGCAUAAAAUGGAACUUUUCCAAAUUUCUUGUUGACCAAGAGGGUCGUGUUGUUGACCGAUAUGCCCCCACUACCUCCCCUCUCAGUAUAGAGAAGGACAUAAAGAAACUCUUGGAGAAAGAUGUUUCGAUAUGGAUGAAUGUUAUGGGUGCGUUUGGAUAUGAGACAAAAUCUGUUGGCUUGACAAAUUCAAAUUACACUGAGUUGACCAAGUUAUACGAGAAGUACAAGGAUCAAGGUUUGGAGAUUUUGGCAUUUCCAUGCAAUCAGUUUGGAUCACAAGAGCCCGGCACCAAUGAACAAAUCCAGGAGUUUGCUUGCACUCGCUUCAAAGCAGAGUAUCCCAUAUUCGAUAAAAUUGAGGUAAACGGUUCAAAUGCUGCUCCACUGUACAAAUACCUGAAAUCAGGCAAAGGUGGGCUUUUCUGGGACGGCAUAAAAUGGAACUUCUCCAAAUUUCUUGUUGACCAAGAGGGUCGUGUUGUUGACCGAUAUGCCCCCACUACCUCCCCUCUCAGUAUAGAGAAGGACAUAAAGAAACUCUUGGAGAAAGGUGCGAACAAAUGA